UGGCGCUUGGGCAAGCGGGCACCCUAUAAAAGUCAAAAUAACGCUGUGGAUGAUAUGAUACAAUCAGGUGGCAUCAUCUCAUCCACAACAUUCAUCAUUUCAUCUUCUCUCUCUGGAGCUUGUUUUUCCACAGAGGGACAAAAAUGAAACUGGCCAUCCUGUGCCUGUGCUUGGCUAGCACAGCCUCUGCUGUACCAUAUCAGUACUUGCCACAUUACACAGCUUCCAGACCACAGGCACCAUCUGCAAUGGUGAAAAAUUCCUUUGCAGGGGGCUUCCUGCCUGGACUUCAAGGAGGUUACAGUGUGGAAUUUUUCUAUCCACACAGAACUACUGGUGGUGCUGGACUAAAUCCAGCAGAUCCCAAUUCCCGUUACGGUUUAGUCAAAUACUCCAUUCCUCAGCCGCCGGGCAGACAGAGUGUUGAAAUUUUCUACCCCUAUGACUUCGCUGAGCAAAGGGUCAUUACAAGCUUUCCUCCGAUGAGCAAUGGCCCGGUUUCACGUGAUGUUUUACCAUUUGGCUAUCCUCCUCAAAAUGUUCCCCAGCAAAACACCAACGCCUUCUCAUUUGGCUAUCCCCCUCAAAAUGUUCCCCAGCAAAACACCAACAUUCAAUCCUUCGAUCCAUCACAGGAUCCAGCGCAACAACUCCAGCAGGAUCAGCCCACACAGACAAGCCAGGUUUCACCAAAGAUGUGAAGGAGCAAAUGAUCAUUUCCUCUUCAUCCUUAUCAUUUUGAGCAGUUAUGUAUGCUUAUCGACAAUUAAAAUGAAAGAUAAAUGGAUAAUCAGAAAAUAGCUGUUUUUUAAUAUGAACAAAUAACAUUUUGAAAGUUAGAUUAUCUGUACUGAAUGAACCAUAAAUCCUAUGAACUGUUUGAUCUCCUUGACUGGUUAACACUAAGUCGAUGUAUAAGUCUAGACUGAUUUCACAUCCUGCCUGCUGCAUGUUCACAGUACCUAUUAGUUGAUUGUAAACUCUAAUUUUCAUGUGCUUUUCUUUUAUUUAAUAAACAUUUAGAAGCAA
Molecule: messenger RNA, 1029 nt
Organism: Melanotaenia boesemani (Boeseman's rainbowfish)
Lineage: Eukaryota; Metazoa; Chordata; Actinopteri; Atheriniformes; Melanotaeniidae
Gene: scpp5
Product: secretory calcium-binding phosphoprotein 5
Exons: 12
Coding region: 144-701 (185 amino acids)
Source: RefSeq, a predicted model, not a curated record